CCAUCCGUAAUUCUAUGAAAAGAUCGGGGCAUUUUCCCAAGCGAGUGCUUCUGUUUUCUCUGUUGUUUCAAAGGGCGUAGGGUUCCAGGAUCCCAAGCAGCGGAGUUAAAUUAACAGAGAAGAGACCAAGGCGCAGACUUUCCUUUUUCUCCCCAGUCACAAUCCCCGCAUAUUUUAGCCUUCUUUUGCCCCUCCGGUUGAAGCUACCUUCAUCCUUUUAUUUCCCGAAUCCGUGUCGGUUUCUCUCCUAGGGUUUUCGUUUCUGUGCUCGCCGAGAAUGGGGUCUUCUCUGCCUCCGAAGGAGGCCAACCUCUUUAAAGUCAUUGUUAAAUCCUAUGAAACCAAGCAAUAUAAAAAGGGUUUGAAGGCUGCAGAUGCUAUAUUAAAGAAGUUUCCUGAGCAUGGAGAAACCUUGUCCAUGAAAGGAUUAACACUGAACUGCUUGGAUCGAAAAUCUGAAGCUUAUGAACUCGUUCGACGAGGUCUUAAGAAUGAUCUUAAAAGCCAUGUUUGCUGGCAUGUCUAUGGAUUAUUAUAUCGGUCAGAUAGGGAAUACCGAGAGGCAAUUAAAUGCUACAGAAAUGCUUUGAGGAUAGACCCGGACAAUAUUGAAAUUUUAAGGGAUCUUUCCCUUUUACAGGCACAAAUGCGUGAUCUGACAGGAUUUGUUGAAACGAGACAGCAACUUCUGGCACUAAAACCAAAUCAUCGUACAAACUGGAUUGGUUUUGCUGUUGCACAUCAUCUUAACUCCAAUUGUUCAAAGGCAAUUGAUAUUUUGGACGCCUAUGAAGGGACACUAGAAGAUGAUUAUCCUCCUGAAAAUGAGCGCUGUGAACAUGGAGAAAUGCUUUUGUAUAAGGUAUCUUUGCUGGAAGAAUGUGGUUUGCUUGACAGAGCACUUGAGGAGAUGUACAAGAAGGAGGCAAAAAUUGUAGACAAAUUAGCAUUCAAGGAACAAUUGGUGUCUAUACUAGAUAAACUUGGUCGCGUAGAGGACGGAGAGAAAUUAUAUAGGUCACUGCUUCUUAUGAAUCCAGACAACUACAGGUAUUUUGUUGGCUUACAAAAGUGCUUAGGGUUGUAUUCUGAAAUUGGUCAGUAUGCUACCGAGGCAAUCAAUCAAUUAGAUGUUUUAUAUAAAUCACUUGCAGAGCAAUAUAGCUGGUCAUAUGCUGCAAAGAGAAUUCCACUUGAUUUUUUAGAAGGUGAAAAGUUCCACCAUGCAGCAGACAACUACGUUAGACCUCUUCUUACUAAGGGAGUUCCUUCACUGUUUUCUGAUCUUAGUCCCCUGUAUGAUCAUUGUGGAAAGGCAGAUAUCCUAGAGCAAUUGUUUGUUGAACUGGAAACUGCAGUAAAAUCAACUGGAUGUUUUCCUGGAAGGGAUAGGAAGGAACCACCUUCAACACUUCUAUGGAUUCUCUUUUUGCUAUCUCAGCAUUACGAAAGAAGGGGGCAGCAUGGUCUUGCUCUGGUUAAAAUUGAUGAGGCCAUCAAACAUACCCCCACUGUGAUAGAUCUUUACUCUAUUAAGGGAAGAGUACUAAAGCAUGCUGGUGAUUUGGUAGCUGCAGCUGCCUUGGCUGAUGAAGCUAGAUCUAUGGAUCUAGCUGACCGUUAUUUAAAUAGUGAAUGUGUUUUGCGAAUGCUAGAGGCAGAUCAGGUUGGACUAGCAGAUAAGACAGCUGUUUUGUUUACCAAGGAUGGAGAUCAACACAACAAUCUGCAUGACAUGCAGUGCAUGUGGUAUGAGCUCGCCUCUGGCGAAAGUUACUUUCGCCAAGGAGAUCUUGGGCGGGCCUUGAAAAAGUUUCUUGCAGUAGAGAAACAUUAUGCAGAUAUGACUGAGGAUCAAUUUGACUUCCACUCUUACUGCUUAAGAAAAAUGACACUGCGAGCUUAUGUUUCAAUGUUGAAGUUUCAAGAUCAGCUGCAUUCACACUCAUACUUCCAUAGUGCAGCCACAGGCGCUAUAAGAUCUUAUAUAAAAUUGUAUGAUUCUCCGUUGAAACCAAGUAGUGAAGAAGAUGGUGAUAUAUCUGGCAUGCUUCCUGCACAAAAAAGAAAAUUUAAACAAAAGCAAAAGAAGGCAGAAGCUCGUGCUAAGAAAGAGGCUGAAGAAAGAAAUGAAGAAGCAAAUUCUAGUAGUAUGUCCAAGUCUGGAAAAAGGCAGCAUGCUAAGCCAGUUGAUUUAGAUCCACAUGGGGAGAAACUGUUGCAGGUUGAACAUCCAUUGUUAGAGGCUACGAAAUAUCUGAAGCUCUUGCAGAAUAACUCAUCGCAGUCAUUAGAAACACAUAUACUUUCCUUUGAAUUAAAUAUGCGAAAGCAGAAAGUUUUGCUUGCUUUCCAGGCAGUCAAACAAUUGAUUAAGUUGGACGAGAAUAGCCCCGACACACAUAGGUGCUUGAUAAAAUUCUUUCAUAGAAUUAGCAGCUUGUCAGCUCCUGUGACGGAUUUGGAGAAACUUAUUUGGAAUGUGUUGGAGGCUGAAAGGAGAAAUAUAAGUCAGUUGCAUGGAAAAUCUCUAGUUGAAGUAAAUAAAAGUUUUCUAGAGAAGCAUAAAGAUUCUUUGAUGCAUAGGGUAGCUGCUGCAGAAAUGCUUUAUCUUUUAGAGCCUGAUAAGAAGCUUGAGGCAAUUCAAUUAAUUCAAGAUACAACAAAUGAUACGGCACCCCCAAAUGGAGCUUUGGGGCCCGUUGGCUUGUGGAGACUUGAGGAUUGUAUCUCAGUACACAAAUUAUUAGAACAAGUUUUCCAUAAUCCUGGGGCUGCACGUAGUUGGAAGGCCCGCUGUGCUGAAUAUUUCCCUUAUUCAACAUAUUUCGAAGGUUUGAAGAGCUCAGCUGUUGUCGGUUUAGCCAAUGGCAAUGAAUACAGUGUGCCUGAGAAUGGUGACUUGAACCAUCAAGUUGUCGGUGGAAGUACUCAAAAUGGAAAUUUGCAUUCUUUCAAGGAUCUCACUAUCUAAUCUGCUGCACUUUCGUUUAUCUAAUUAGUACAUGGAGACUAAGAUCAAUAGAUUCUAAUCAGAGUUUCUCCUCAUGGAUGUUGCUGCACUCGGAGGAAAAUGUCUGUGUAGGAGAGCAGCUGCUUCCUGCAAUUUCAGUCCUUGAUUUUGGUUUCGGCUCGCGGCAGCAUUUUUCUGUACGAAGUUCUCAGGAUUCCUCAUCGCAGCCAUCAAAAUCUUUCCCAAAGAUGUGUAUAACUUAUUUUUCUUCAUAAGUGUGAGACAAGUCUAAUCCACAUUUCACUUGGCGAUUAGCACCUCCCAAUCUUAUUAGUUUACAUUCCUUAUAUUAAAACAGAGUAAAUUUGGCAUUAUUACUUGAGUUUUAACUUAGUCAAUAACUUCUAGCACAGUUAUAUAAUUUUGAAGGUAUUGGGAUUGAAUCCCUUACCUAACUAUUUGUAGGAGAGGUUCCCAUGGCAGGAAGAACAUUAUAAAUGGAGGUCAUCUCAGACUAUUUUGUCUUUUCAUCUUUUGACAUUGUCAAUAUAUUUAUGCUGUUGUAUAGAUGUUUGCCAAUUGCAUCA
Messenger RNA from Dendrobium catenatum, 3540 nucleotides. RefSeq names its product N-terminal acetyltransferase A complex auxiliary subunit NAA15. Gene Ontology annotation, biological process: N-terminal peptidyl-methionine acetylation. Gene Ontology annotation, cellular component: cytoplasm. Bases 278 to 2974 code for a protein of 898 amino acids. The transcript has 26 exons. The record is from RefSeq and is a predicted model, not a curated record. Gene Ontology annotation, molecular function: protein-N-terminal amino-acid acetyltransferase activity; protein binding. Lineage: Eukaryota; Viridiplantae; Streptophyta; Magnoliopsida; Asparagales; Orchidaceae.